AUGACUGCUGUCCAGAUGGGUGGAUUGGUCCGAAGACUUGGUGUGGGUGGAGUCCUCUGUGUUCUCAGUGAAGGGUUCUUUGGUGGUCUCUGUAUUCUUUGGAAGCCUACUUUACAAGUUGUGUUGCUCUCAUCCUCCUCGGGACAUAUUGACGCUCGGGUUACCUUUCCUAAUUCCUUUGUUUCACAAAUUACUGGGUUCUAUGGUCAACCUAACCCUACUCGACGAAUUCAUUCUUGGGAGCUUCUUCGCCGUUUGAGUCAAGUGGAUAUUGGUCCAUGGAUGUGUUGUGGUGACUUCAAUGAGACUCUAUCUGUGGACCAAAAAAGUGGCCCUCGUCUCCACUCCGUCGGUCAAAUCGAAGAUUUUCAAAGGAUAAUUGACACCUGUAAUCUGUUAUAA
Molecule: messenger RNA, 402 nt
Organism: Prunus armeniaca (apricot)
Lineage: Eukaryota; Viridiplantae; Streptophyta; Magnoliopsida; Rosales; Rosaceae
Source: the annotation of a GenBank genome assembly